CAAAUGGAUCAUUGAUAACAACAGAUUAGAAAUUCCUAAAAAUCGUAAUUUUUUAAAUUUUUGCGUUUUUGCAAUAAUUCUAAAUAAAACGUGACAAGGCUAGUGCUCGCUUUGAAAUAUAACAAAUUCGCAAAUAAUUCACCGUCAUGACCACUUUGCGGCCUUUCACUUGCGAUGAUUUACUGAAGUACAAUAAUGUUAAUUUGGAUCCUCUAACAGAAACUUACGGUAUAAACUUCUAUAUGCAAUAUUUAGCCCGAUGGCCGGAAUACUUUCAAGUUGCUGAAGCCCCUAAUGGAGAAAUAAUGGGAUACAUCAUGGGAAAAGCCGAAGGCCAUGGGACGAAUUGGCACGGUCAUGUUACUGCAUUAACUGUUGCACCUUGCUACAGAAGAUUGGGAGUUGCUGCUUUGCUCAUGAAUUGGCUGGAAGAUGUAUCCGAAAAGAAACACGCAUACUUCGUAGAUUUAUUUGUACGUGUUAGUAACAAAGUAGCGAUUUCAAUGUAUCAAGCAAUGGGCUAUAUUGUGUAUCGAACCGUGUUGGAGUAUUACUCGGGAAAUCCUGAUGAAGACGCUUAUGAUAUGAGAAAAGCUUUAUCCAGAGAUGUAGACAAAGAAUCGGUGGUACCCUUAGAUCACCCUGUACGACCCGAAGAAGUGGAAUAACGAUGGUGAUUAAUUUUGUGAAAUUUUUGGGUGGAUUACUUCAUUCAUGUUAAGAAUAUUGAAUUGUUGACACAUGACAUCGUCUUAAAGUUAUGUUUGUAUAAAUUUUCUGUGAAAAAUGUCCAAUGUAUUACUUAGCUAACGCCGAUGUAUUGUAUCUAUUGCUUGUUUUUUGAAAUGUUUUUAAAUGUAAAUUCUCAUGUUUUAAAUACGUAAAUUCAGUUGUGAGGCUCAAGAGUAAAUUUUCAAAACUAAAAA
This is a messenger RNA of Planococcus citri (citrus mealybug), 926 nucleotides long. RefSeq names its product N-alpha-acetyltransferase 20 A (gene Naa20A). The record is from RefSeq and is a predicted model, not a curated record. Gene Ontology annotation, cellular component: NatB complex. The transcript is spliced from 6 exons. NCBI's taxonomy places the organism in Eukaryota, Metazoa, Arthropoda, Insecta, Hemiptera, Pseudococcidae. Gene Ontology annotation, biological process: N-terminal peptidyl-methionine acetylation. The coding region runs from base 147 to 668 and encodes 173 amino acids. Gene Ontology annotation, molecular function: protein-N-terminal amino-acid acetyltransferase activity.